Messenger RNA from Lactuca saligna, 2002 nucleotides. Lineage: Eukaryota; Viridiplantae; Streptophyta; Magnoliopsida; Asterales; Asteraceae. The record is from the annotation of a GenBank genome assembly.
GGCCAAGGUCUCCCUGCCUUUGGGCCGGCCUUGCCAGUAACGCCGUUGCACUCUUCUUUGUUCCGCUCGCAGUACGAAACCUAAACCCUCGGCGAAAUUGUCUAAUUCGAACAGCAUCGAAGAUGGGAGAUAUUUCGUCUGGUGCCGGAGAGGAUCAGAAAGCGACGAAGCUUCCGAUUCCGGGCAAAAGAAACAUCCUUAUUACCAGUGCCCUCCCUUAUGUCAACGAUGUUCCUCACAUUGGAAACAUCAUUGGAGGUGUGUUGAGUGCGGAUGUCUUUGCCCGGUAUUGUCGACUGAGGGGAUACAACGCGAUAUACGUAUGUGGUACUGAUGAGUAUGGUGCAGCUACCGAGACCAAGGCUUUGGAAGAAAAUUGUACUCCUAAAGAAAUUUGCGACAAGUAUCAUGAAAUUCACAGGGACGUGUAUGAAUGGUUUAAUAUAAGUUUUGAUGAAUUUGGACGAACAUCUUCUCCACAACAUACCGAAGUUUGCCAAGCAAUUUUCAAAAAGUUGCAGGAGAAUAAUUGGCUUUUUGAGAAUACAGUUGGGCAGCUUUACUGUGAUACAUGCAGUAAGUUUUUAGCAGAGCGGCAUGUUGAGGGUACCUGGCCAACACCAGAACUCAUCCAUCCUAUAUACGUAUGCAAGGUCUGCAAAACGAGGCCUAGAAUUCGUGAUACAGAUCACUUGUUUCUUGAACUCCCUUUGUUGGAAGAAGGAUUGAAGCAACGGUGUAUUACUAGAGAUUUGAAGUGGGGUGUCCCUGUCCCUUCUGAUAAAUUUAAAGAAAAAGUUAUCUAUGUAUGCUUUGAUGCACCUAUUGGAUACGUGUCAAUUACUAAAUGCUACACACCUGAGUGGGAGAAGUGGUGGAAAAAUCCUGAAAAUGUGGAGCUAUAUCAGUUUGUCGGCAAGGAUAGUGUUCCAUUUCACACUGUAUUGUUUCCUUCUACACUUAUUGGGACUGGGGAGAAUUGGACUAUGAUGAAGACUGUUAGUGUUACAGAGUGCUUAAAUUAUGAGACAGGCAAGUUCUCUAAGAGUAAGGGUAUAGGCAUAUAUGGAAAUGACACGAAGGAUACAAAUAUUCCUGUAGAAGUAUGGCGAUACUAUCUAUUAACAAAUAGACCCGAGGUAUCAGACACGUUAUUUACAUGGGCAGAUUUUAAAGCGAAGUUAAACAGUGAAUUGCUAAACAAUUUAGGCAAUUUCAUAAAGCGUGUCUUGAGCUUUAUUGCUAAAGAUUCAGGUUUAGGAUAUGGUUCCAUUAUUCCUGAUGCUCCAGAUGCAGAGUCACAUCUUUUAACAAAAGCUUUAGGAGAUAAAAUCGGUGAUUAUGUUGACGAAUAUGUAGAGGCCAUGGAGAAGGUCAAGCUAAAGCAAGGAUUGAAACUUGCAAUGAGCAUCUCUGGUGAGGGGAAUGCAUAUCUACAAGAAAGUCGAUUCUGGAAGCUUUACACGGAAGACCCCCCAUCAUGUUCCAUAGUAAUGAGAACUUCAGUGGGCAUAGUUUAUCUUCUUGCAUGCCUUUUAGAACCUUUUAUGCCAUCCUUUUCCAUUGAGGUGCUCAAGCAGCUCAAUUUACCCCUUCAACUAUCCCUUUCUGAUGAUAAAGGUGAUAUUAAAAAGGCCAAAACCCCUUGGGAGUUCAUACCUGUUGGCCACAAAAUUGGGACCCCUGCUCCAUUAUUUAAGGAAUUGAAUGAUGAAGAAGUGGAGUUUUUCAGGAGUAAGUUUGCUGGAAGUCAAGCUAACAGUUAGAGAAAUCGUGUAAGAUGGAUCGACCUCAAUGUUUAUGGAUUUAGUCGUAUAUAAAACGAAGUUGGUUGAUUUUCGUAACAUUGUUUAGUAUAUGUAUUUUGCAGUUGAAAUUAUGUAUAAAUUAUGACUUUCACGAGCAAUAUCAUACCUCCUCACUUUUGAUGGGUUAUACCCUUCUUUCCUUCACUUUCCUUUCUCUCACCUAAAAGCCAAGAAGUGGGAGGGAAGUCCUUCCU